Messenger RNA from Neodiprion virginianus, 1522 nucleotides. Its product is annotated as pancreatic triacylglycerol lipase-like. Gene Ontology annotation, molecular function: lipase activity. Bases 235 to 1215 code for a protein of 326 amino acids. The record is from RefSeq and is a predicted model, not a curated record. NCBI's taxonomy places the organism in Eukaryota, Metazoa, Arthropoda, Insecta, Hymenoptera, Diprionidae. The transcript is spliced from 7 exons.
AUGAUGAUUAUGAUGAUUCGACAAACGUUACGUGACAAGUACAAACAUUCGCAUCUCGAGCAUAUAUGUACACACGUGUUACUGCAAUUUAUUAGGCGGCGUGCGUCGAAUUUCAUCAAGAAAGAGUGGAAAAUUGAUAUUUAAAGGUGACAACUGAUUUUCGAGAACCUUCAUUUAGGUACAGUCACAGAUUGCAGACGGUAACGAUCGGUCGGACUUAUAGACGACAUUACGAUGCGACUCGCGACGUAUUUCCUAUUCUUCGGUUUGGCCCUAGCUGACGAGACCAAGUUGACUUACACAUCUUGCGAUUCGUGCACUGAUCGGGCGAAUACCAGCAUGCUGAGAAAUAUAACGCUUCGUUUAUAUACGGGCAAUACUACUGAUGACUAUACGAGCAUUCUGAUUGGCGAGGCGACGGAUCUGUUGGACUCGAUAGAUUCCAGCAAGCCAACUGUCCUCUAUAUCCAUGCAUGGACCGAAAAUCCUGACAACACAUCGUCGGUGGCGGUGAUAGGUGCAUACGCGGAAAGGGGCGACCACAAUGUGCUGGCAGUGGAUUACGGAGACAUUGCCGCAAUGUCUUGGGCUUUUGCUUUCCGAAGCUUCGAAGGCAUCCUCUACCAGCUAAUCAGGACCCUGAACCAACUGGUGGACGGCGGACUGAACCCGACGACUCUGCACAUCGUCGGUCACUCUUACGGAGCUCAGAUAGCUGGAAACAUCGGAAGGAACGUGAAUUUCGUAGUGCCGAAAAUUGUAGCUCUGGACGCUGCCUAUCCCAGGUUUCCGGAGACCGAAGUUCACAGUCUUCGAAAGACCGACGCCGAGUUCGUCCUUGUGAUUCACACCGAGGCUGGUAUAUUUGGUAUUACCUACACCGCUGGACACGUUGACUUCUUUCCAAAUCGCGGAGAGAGUCCUCAGCCAGGAUGCGAACUUACCGAAGGUGGAGCCACGGCACGAAUCACCGAAAUAGUCUGCAGCCACCAAAGAUCCUGUUUUUUCUACGGCGAGUCGUUGCGCAACACGGAUGCGUUUUACGGACGGGCUUGCGAUUCGUACGAAGAAUUUGAGGCAGGUUUAUGCGGCUCUAACGCGACAGUGGUGAUGGGGUACGAGACACCAACCACGGCGCGUGGAACAUUCGCUCUUCGAACCAACAGUGCAUCGCCGUACGGUCGUGGAAUCAGCGGUGCCACUUAUGAGGCGUAAGAUUAUUUGAUAAGACCGGGGAUCACGAUUGGAGACGACACCUUCCCACCGGUCUAAAAUAGUCGCAGAGUUACCUCGAAAUCCUGGUUUAUCGGUAUCGCAAUAGAGCAGUUUGAUUUUAAGAAAUGAACCCACCACACCUGCAAUCUUGAUUUAAGGAUCCCUUUGACCAGCACUGAUUCGUUACUGACUCGAUUGAGAAGAAUGGCUCGAAUGAUGAAGUGGGAUGCCUAAAUAUGUUCAUACUUUUCAACUUUUAUUGACUGCUGUCGGAAGGUUUUAAUUGAUAUUUGAAGCGCCUUGAUAA